Penicillium oxalicum is the source of this 942-nucleotide messenger RNA. RefSeq names its product AN1-type zinc finger protein. Bases 1 to 942 code for a protein of 313 amino acids. The transcript has a single exon. Gene Ontology annotation, molecular function: zinc ion binding. NCBI's taxonomy places the organism in Eukaryota, Fungi, Ascomycota, Eurotiomycetes, Eurotiales, Aspergillaceae. The record is from RefSeq and is a predicted model, not a curated record. Gene Ontology annotation, cellular component: cytoplasm.
AUGGCUCCUCUCAGCAUAUCCAAAGGGUCCUCUUCACCCUCCCCCACACGCGGAGAAUCCUACGUCCAAAUGGCCGACACCGAUCUCGAAUCGAUCGGCCGCCACUGCCAAUUCGAAUAUUGUGGCCAACUCGACUUUCUCCCCUUUCGAUGUGAAUCCUGCAAGAGUACCUUCUGUCUCGACCACCGAUCCGAAACCGCCCACAAGUGCCCUCACGCCGGAGAAUGGGCGCGGCGUCGCAACGGCACAAAUCAGCAGGAGAACCGCCCACCGCCCGAAAAACCCACCAUCUACAACUCCGAUCAAUGUGCCCAUGUUUCCUGCAAGACGCUCAUCAAUACCCUCAAAGACCCCGGCGUGCGCUGUCCCAACUGUAAUCGCCAAUACUGUCUGAAGCACCGCCUUCGAGAGGAACAUGACUGCGCCAAGCUUACCCCGCUAGGCGCGCGACAAGGUCCUAGCCCGAAUGAAACGAUCAAGUCGAUGUUCUCGCGGAUGCGAACCUGGGGCAAAGAGAAACAAGCUGCAACGUCGAACCUCAUCCCAAAGCCCAAGGUGAAGCCGAAUAGUCCGGCGGCGCGCCUGGCCAGUGUCAAUCAGAUGAAGCGGACGGCCAAGGGUGAUGCAGGAGUGCCCGUCGAGAAGCGGAUAUAUUUGCACACGGUGGGAACGGCGGAUACGCAGGCGGCGGAGCCUCCUGCGGGUGACUUCUACUUUGAUAUGCGGUGGAAGGUGGGCCGGGUGCUCGACGACGCCGCGCGGAGGUUGAAGGUGGAGAACUUGAACAACCGUGUCGGUGGGGAGGAGGCGCGGUUGCGCAUCUUCCACGUGGAGUCGGGAGACUUUUUGGAGUUUUCACAGACGAUAGGCGAGGGAAAGUUGAAGAAUGGUGAUACAAUCGUAUUACUCCGGGGGGCAGGCUUGGUUCUGGAGAAAUCUUGA